Gossypium arboreum is the source of this 2286-nucleotide messenger RNA. Its product is annotated as probable sugar phosphate/phosphate translocator At1g06470. Gene Ontology annotation, biological process: UDP-glucose transmembrane transport. NCBI's taxonomy places the organism in Eukaryota, Viridiplantae, Streptophyta, Magnoliopsida, Malvales, Malvaceae. Gene Ontology annotation, molecular function: antiporter activity. Gene Ontology annotation, cellular component: cis-Golgi network; Golgi apparatus; endoplasmic reticulum-Golgi intermediate compartment. The transcript has 13 exons. The record is from RefSeq and is a predicted model, not a curated record. The coding region runs from base 449 to 1915 and encodes 488 amino acids.
CAUUUUGGAUGUUGUUUUUGAGAUUUCUGGUUGAACGUACGAUUUUGAUUUAAAAGCUGGGCAGACUCGAUAAUAACGCUCAAGCGAACAGCAUCAUAAUCAUAAUAAUUAUAAUUAUUACAUUAAAAAAAAUCCAGAUCUCUUAAUUUUUGCUUUUUUCUUUUACAUAUUUAAAAGAUCCUCUUUUGUUGCCGACUCUCUCAUCCUUCUUCGCUGCUUUUGGAUCUCAUCAGAACUUGACCAGCAGGUGAUAUAUGGGGCUUUGAAUGAUCUAACAUAAGCACUAAGUAGAGUGGCUGAUUCUUAGUUCAUUUCAUGCCCAAAAUAUUGUUCACAUAAUAGUUUUGCGUGAUAAACUUGAGCAAAAUGAUAUAGUUGUAUAAAUUGAUGGAAAAGAAAGUACUAAUUGGGCAUUGAUUAAUUGUGCUUAGAUGGGCCUUAACUUAGAAUGAGAAAGGAGAUGGUAGAGAGUAACUUUGAUAAAGAAACAGUUGGAUGCAUCAGGACAACUGAUACUCAUAGUGGAAAUCAAGGUUCAGGUCUUCGCAGGGAGCCCUCCUUCUCUCGCUGGGCUGAUGAAGAUGGGAUAAUCCAUUUUGAACACCCUUCCGAGAGUACUGCUCCUAGCAUAGAAGGUUCUGAUUUUGAGUUGCCUAUGCUUAAUCAGAGUGGGUUAGACAACGGAUUUGUAGACGGGAUUAGAUACGGUAAAUUUCCAGAGCAGCGUAUGCACUUAAAUGGUGGAAGUGCCAUGGAAGAUUUACAUGGGAAAGAUAGAAAUGGGAAAUAUACACCUUUUGAUGUUGAAAAUGAGUAUAUUGGGGAUGGAAGAUCAUCAAAUAUCAGUGUUGAUGGAGCCAAUUCUACUGGCAGCCCAAAAGCAUCUAGCAACUCUAUUUCUACUGCAGAUGUGUUGAAGACAUUGUUCUUUAUACUUGUAUGGUACACUUUCAGCACAUUUUUGACAUUGUACAACAAAACCUUGUUGGGAGAUGAGUUGGGGAAGUUUCCUGCUCCCUUGUUGAUGAAUACUAUCCACUUUGCAUUUCAAGCUUUAUUAUCAAAUGCAAUAACGUGGUAUUGGUCUCAUAGAUUUCAGCCUUCGGUUGCAAUGUCAUAUAGGGAUUACUUCUACAGAGUUGUACCUACAGCUCUUUCAACUGCACUGGACGUUAACCUGAGCAAUGUAUCCCUGGUUUUCAUAUCUGUUACUUUUGCAACAAUGUGUAAAUCAGCAGCUCCUAUAUUUCUUCUCCUAUUUGCUUUUGCAUUCAGGUUGGAGUCCCCAAGCUUUAAACUCUUAGGGAUCAUUGUGGUAAUCUCUAUUGGAAUUCUAUUAACAGUUGCAAGGGACACUGAAUUUGAGUUUUGGGGUUUUAUCUUUGUCAUGCUUGCUGCUGUCAUGUCUGGAUUUCGCUGGUGUAUGACUCAAAUACUUUUGCAGAAAGAAGUCUAUGGUUUGAAAAACCCUCUUACCUUCAUGAGCUAUGUGACUCCAGUAAUGGCAGUUGUGACAGCUCUUCUUUCUCUCUUCUUGGAUCCAUGGCAUGAAUUCGGACAGAACAAUUAUUUUAAUAGUUCAUGGCAUCUUGCUCGAACUUGCUUGUUGUUGCUUUUUGGUGGAACACUGGCAUUCUUUAUGGUUUUAACAGAGUACAUCCUUGUUUCUGUAACCAGUGCAGUUACAGUGACAAUAGCUGGAGUGGUGAAGGAGGCUGUCACCAUAUUGGUUGCAGUAUUUUAUUUCCAUGAUGAGUUUACCUGGUUAAAAGGAGCUGGGCUUCUCACAAUUAUGUUUGGAGUCAGUUUAUUCAAUUGGUACAAAUACCAAAGGCUGCAGGAGUCAGCACCGACUAAACAUGCUGCGAAGUAUGUCAUCCUUGAGGAGAUGGAGGAUCAAGAUGAUAUCCGUUGAGAGCUUUAAAGAUCAAAUGAUUUUGAACAGGAGAUGCCGAGCUCAUUGAUGACGGGACUUAUAGUUUACCUUCAAUAAUGUCGGUGAUACAGUAAGGUUUCCUGCAUUAAUAGAAGUUGUAAACAAUUUCUUGAUGUUUUACAGUUCGGGAAAACAAGUUUGUGUGUAACUUUUAAUCAAAUUUUUCAAUAGGGAUUAUCUUUUUCUUAAGUACUUGAUCCCGCAUGCAUGCAUGCCUGGUCCAAUUGUCAUUUGUCUUGAGCUCGACAUUCUUAAGAUAUUUGAGGAUAGAUAUAUUGCUACACUAAGUUGUAGGUUGAAAUCCAAUAUAUUUUUCUUUAAAUGGCCAUAGCGAUUGUAAUUUCUUGAAA